Molecule: messenger RNA, 1926 nt
Organism: Geodia barretti
Lineage: Eukaryota; Metazoa; Porifera; Demospongiae; Tetractinellida; Geodiidae
Source: the annotation of a GenBank genome assembly
CUGAUCCGGGAAGGCGAGCGGUUUGCCGGCGAGUUUCGGGAGGCGACGUGGGAUGAGGCGUUGGACCUGGUAGCCUCGCGCCUGGCCGACUAUCGCGGCGAGGCUUUUGGAACGCUGUGCUCCGCCAAGGCCACCAAUGAAGACGGCUACGUGCAGCAGAAGUUCGCCCGCCUGGUGAUGGGCAGCAACAACAUCGACCACUGCACGCGGCUGUGCCACGCGCCGUCGGUGGCUGCGAUGCUCACCUCGCUGGGCAGCGGGGCGACGAGCAACUCCUACACCGACUACGAGAACGCCGGCUGCCUGGUGGUGAUGGGAUGCGAUCCCACGUCGAACCAUCCGGUGGCGGCGUCGCGGAUGCGGCGGGCGGUGGUGGAACGCGGAGCCAAGCUGAUCGUGAUCAACCCGCGCCGGAUCGACAUGUGCGACUACGCCGACCUGUGGCUGCGGCCGUAUCCGGGGACGGACGUGGCGCUGCUGAACGCCAUGGCGCACGUCGUGGUGGCGGAGGGUCUGGCGGACGACGGGUUCGUGGAUGGCAGGACCGAGGGGUAUGACGACUGGAGGGCGGUGAUUGACGGGUACACGCCGGAGCGGGCAUCGGCGAUCACCGGGGUUGCAGCGGAGGACAUCCGCGCGGGCGCGCGCAUGGUGGCGCGGCCGCCGGUGCCACGACACGGGGAUGCUGAUAGUGAUCGCGGGGGGGCCUGCCUGAUAUGGGGAAUGGGACUGACGCAGCACACCAACGGUACCGCCAACGUCCAUUCCGCGCUCAACCUGGCGUUGGUAACCGGGCAAAUGGGCUUCCCGGGUUCGGGCAUUUCGCCGCUGCGGGGGCAGAACAACGUGCAGGGAUGCGGCGACGCCGGAUGCGUGCCUGACUCGCUGCCAGGGUACCAGGGUCUGCUUCCAGAGUCGGUGGAGAAGUUUGGCCGGGCCUGGCAGGCCGCCGGGGCGCUCCCUGACCAGCCGGGCCGGGUGGUCACGGACAUGGUGGAUUCCAUUGGCGAAGCCGGCGGAGUGCAGGCGAUGUACAUCACCGGCGAGAACCCGCUGCUCAGCGAGCCGGACCUGAACCGGGCGGAGGGACUGUUCCGCAAGCUCGAUUUCCUGGUGGUGCAGGACAUCUUCAUGCACGAGACAGCCGAGCUAGCGGACGUCAUAUUGCCCGCGACCAGUUUCGCGGAGAAGGACGGCACCUUCACCAACAGCGAACGCCGGGUCCAGCGGGUCCGGCAAGCCGUGGAGCCGGUGGGGGAAAGCAGGCCAGACUGGGCCAUCAUCGGGGAGCUGGCUGCGCGGUUGUGCGAUCUGCUGGGCCUGCCGUGGCGGGAGCAAUUCGCCUUUCAGGAUCCUUGCGAGAUAUUCGUGGAGAUGGCCGGGCUGACGCCGCAGUUGGCCGGGAUCUCCUACGGGCGUCUCGACGCCGAGGGCGGUAUCCAGUGGCCGUGUCCGACACCGGACCAUCCCGGUACCAGCUACCUCUAUCGUGACGGUUUCCCCCGGGGGGACCGGGCCAAAUUCGUGGGCUACGAGCAGGGGCCGGUGGCGGUGGAGACUCCCACGGAGCGGUUCCCGCUGGUGUUGAACACCGGGCGGGUGCUGUACCACUGGCACGGCGGCACGAUGACGAGGCGCGUGGGCGGACUGCUGGCGCGGAUGCCGGAGCUGGAAGUGUCAAUCAAUCCCGUAGACGGAGAGCGGUUCGGGUUGCGCGAUGGCGGGCGAGUGCGGGUCCGUUCGCGACGGGGGGAGCUGAGCGGCGUGGCGCGGUACACCUACCGGAUGCGCACCGGCGAGGUCUUCAUUCCGUUCGUGCGCCUGAACGACUCGGCGGCGAACUUUCUGACUAACGCGGUGUACGACCCCGAUUCGCGGAUACCGGAGUACAAGGUGUGCGCGGUGCGGGUGGACGCCGAAGGGUGA